Molecule: messenger RNA, 996 nt
Organism: Penicillium waksmanii
Lineage: Eukaryota; Fungi; Ascomycota; Eurotiomycetes; Eurotiales; Aspergillaceae
Exons: 4
Coding region: 1-996 (331 amino acids)
Source: RefSeq, a predicted model, not a curated record
AUGACAAAACAUCUAGCUCACUACUGGAGAAAUGUCCUGAUUAUCCUUCCCAUUAUUAGUACAGCUCUCGCCACAGUGAUCUUCACUUUCCGUCUCUAUGCUCGAUAUCUUGUGGUUCACGGAUUGCGUGUCGAAGAUUAUCUGAUGGGAAUGGGGUUGCUGUGCAAAACUUAUGGUUUCUCAACUUGUGUGCCGGGCAACUUGCUACCUAACACUGGCUCCAGGAUCUGGGACCUGUCACCAGAACAGCGAUUGAAGAUCUCGUUGGUGCAAUGGAUCUCGCAAAAGUUUUGGCCGCCGGCCCAGGUGUUUGUGAAGGUUUCAAUUGUAUUAUUCCUUCACAGAUUGCUUGGAUGCGUUAGCCGCUUUAGACAGGUUGCCAGAGCUGUCAUAACCUUCGUCAUCGCCUGGGGUGUAACGGCGAUUGUUGGAAAUACUUUCCAGUGUUGGCCUGUGCGAUACUUCUGGAUUAAACACAUCGAAGGCCAUUGUAUGCGCGGACAAAAUACCUUUUACAUCAUCAUUGGGUCUGCCUCGGUGGCAGAGGAUGUCUUUAUUCUUUGCCUUCCGUUGCCUAUAGUUCGGAAACUUCAAACUCCACUCCAGGAGAAGAUAGAAAUUACAUUACUGUUUUCAAUAGGUUGUUUGUACGUCGCUCUUCGCAUCACAUUUAGAGGUCACAAUGCUAACAUAACUCCUUCCUCCAGAGUGUGCAUUUUCAGUAUCCUUCGUUUGGUGGAACUUAAAAACUACCAGACGGACAAUUUGACUUACAGCAGCUCCUUAACGCAAAUUUGGACAGUAGUAGAGCUUAACAUGACUAUAAUCUGUGGUUCGUUACUGUUAAUGAAGCCCCUCUUUCAGUCCUGUAUGAGGUUUUUGCGUAAAGGCAUUGUCAGAUUUAACAGCAAGCUCCAUUCUCUUGAUACUACAGGGGUGCCUAUGACAGGUUCAUCGCUUCCAGAAUCAAGGGUGGACCAAGCAGAAUCUCAAUAA